Messenger RNA from Symsagittifera roscoffensis, 1348 nucleotides. RefSeq lists its product as uncharacterized. NCBI's taxonomy places the organism in Eukaryota, Metazoa, Xenacoelomorpha, Acoela, Convolutidae. The transcript has 4 exons. Bases 33 to 971 code for a protein of 312 amino acids. The record is from RefSeq and is a predicted model, not a curated record.
AUAUUGUUCUGCACUCUACGCUUCUUGAGGAGAUGGAGACGACCUUCGGUUUUCAACCGGAUAUCGAGGACGAUGAAAUACUUUUCGGUCCUGUGGAAAAUUUCAACCUGUCAUUCGCUCACAAUCGCACAGUUGUAAUGCAUCACAGUGAAUCAGAUGGAGAAUGUACUGAAAUAUUCGAACCGUCGUGGAAUGUAUUUGAACGUGAAUCUGGCUAUAUUAGUGGCAAAAAUACAAAUGCGUUGGAACCUAUCAUCAGUGAUUUCGAGGAGCAUGCAUCAAAUGCUUCCUCUGUUAUGGAUAGUGCUUUCAUCGAUGACGGCGAAAUUGAGUCGAGAAGUUCACAAAAUAGCAAUCAUGAUGAGUCUCACAGUAGCCAGAAAUUCAGACAUUGGGAACAGAAUUCAAGAAACUCGGAAGCCUUACAGAGGAUUGAAAAUCGGUUGCAGAAUUUUAGGAAGAAGUUCAACUUGAACAGCGCUGUCAUUGAUCGCACUUAUUACGAAGACUGCUCUGCGGAAGCAAGUGAAAACCAGAACCCAAGUUGUUGCUAUUCGGAAUGUGAAUCUGGAACCCAAUUGGGAGACAGGACUAUGGCAUUCGUGAAAGAGAUGAAAGCGUCAACUGGCAACGGACAUGAAGGAGUACCAGCCAUUCUCACCACAGAUCUCCGCCGAAAAGCUGUGAAUUUGAAACCGAUGUUAAACGAACACGAGUCAUUGGACAGAUUGACCUCAACUCCUCUGGUCAUCAAACAUCUGAGACCGAUGACUCUUUCUGCCAAGAGGUCAGCUGCAACGGGAACAAAAAACACACUCGGGCACAAUUUACCAUCUGUGUCAGUUAGCACCGGCAUGAUCCAAAACCUAGAGAACACUGAAAAGAAAACGAACUCAAAGAAAGGACCAUUUUUGUCCUCUGAACCAGUUGUAGUAAAGCGUGCUCUUAAUUUCCAAGUGCAGAUGAAAUGAAAGAAUGGAUUGAGUGAUUUUUUGUUUAUCGCAUUAAGUAUGAUUUUUAGCCUGAAGUUAAAAAUUAGCCCGAAAUGCCACAUCUCGAUACCCAAAUUUUAAUCUUCUAGGUUCAAUUCGAGCUGUCUGACGAAUAUUCUGAAAAAAAAAAAACUUCAAAGGUGCUCGAAGCUGAUUGCAUAAGUUGUACCCUUUCGUCUUGAGAAUUUCACCGGUUACAUGAUUCAAACUAACGCCUCUUUCUGAUAAAUUGAAGAUGAAUUUUCAAUUUUUUUUGUAUGUCUGAUCGUUAAAUUCGUGCUAAAUUCAGAUAUUUGAAGUUAUUGAAUUGUGAUUCUUGUGUUGCAUCAUUUUAUUUAGUAAAGUAUUUAUCGAGA